Molecule: messenger RNA, 572 nt
Organism: Acanthisitta chloris (rifleman)
Lineage: Eukaryota; Metazoa; Chordata; Aves; Passeriformes; Acanthisittidae
Product: serine/threonine-protein phosphatase 2A 65 kDa regulatory subunit A alpha isoform-like
Exons: 5
Biological process (GO): protein dephosphorylation
Cellular component (GO): protein phosphatase type 2A complex; cytoplasm
Molecular function (GO): protein phosphatase regulator activity
Source: RefSeq, a predicted model, not a curated record
AGUUCUGCGAGAACCUGUCACCCGACUGCCGCGAGGCUGUGAUCAUGGGCCAGAUCCUGCCCUGCAUCAAGCACGUGAAGUCGGCGCUGGCCUCGGUCAUCAUGGGGCUGUCCCCGAUCCUGGGCAAGGACAACACGGUGGAGCAUCUGCUGCCACUCUUCCUGGCGCAGCUCAAGGACGAGUGCCCCGAGGUGCGGCUGAACAUCAUCUCCAACCUGGACUGCGUGAACGAGGUGAUUGGCAUCCGGCAGCUCUCGCAGUCGCUGCUGCCCGCCAUCGUCGAGCUGGCCGAGGACGCCAAGUGGCGCGUGCGCCUCGCCAUCAUCGAGUACAUGCCCCUGCUGGCCGGCCAGCUGGGCGUGGAGUUCUUCGACGAGAAGCUGAACUCACUGUGCAUGGCCUGGCUAGUGGAUCACGUGUACGCCAUCCGCGAGGCAGCCACCAGUAACCUGCGGAAGCUGGUAGAGCGCUUCGGGCACACCUGGGCACAGGGAACCAUCGUGCCCAAGGUUCUGGCCAUGGCUGCCGAUCCCAAUUACCUGCACCGCAUGACCACCCUCUUCUGCAUCAAC